Molecule: messenger RNA, 1104 nt
Organism: Parnassius mnemosyne (clouded apollo)
Lineage: Eukaryota; Metazoa; Arthropoda; Insecta; Lepidoptera; Papilionidae
Source: the annotation of a GenBank genome assembly
AUGGAGAGGCGACGCUUUUUAUCAGCAAUAGUGGUAUUUUCUCUUCUAGUAAAUGCUCUAUGUGCUCCUACACCUGUACAUCGAUUGAGAAGAGACAUCGACGAUUUUGAGAAUUCGAAUAAUCUCGAAAAGAAUACUGAAAAUUUAAUUUCAUCGACGUCUACUAAAGACACAGUUAUAUUAGACAAUCAAAGUUCUUUUGAUGAUGACGACGACGACGAUGAUGAUUUUGAUGACUUUGGUGAACCAGCAUCUAGAUCAAAUGGUGGUGGUGGUAGCAACAUAUUCAGUCUUUUGAAAUUAUUGCCUGCCCUGUUCCCUGGUUCAAGUUCCUCCAGUGUAGCAUGUAAUUUAUUGGAUACAAAUCGUUCGCGAAACCAAUUGUUUGCAUUACCACUACGUCGACAGUUUGUGGAUGACGAUGAUAAUAAAAUAGGCUUCAUAUCUGUUUUAAAUCCACCAUCACAAAUGCAACAGAACGACGAUAUAAAUGCCUCUAUAAAUUCUGACAGUAAGUCUCGUGAAUCGGAAGAUGACAAGGCUCAAGAAGAAAGCGUUGAAAACAAUCAGGACUCAGCUCCUAACUUAGCUUCGGAUGGAGAUAACGACAACAAUUCAGAUUAUGAUUUCGACGAGCCCCCCGGAGGCGGUGAUGGUGAAGGAGGGGGGAUUUUAGGUCUCUUAGCAGGUCUAAGUGGCGGAGAGAAUGGGCAGUCAGAUUUAGGUUCUCUUUUGGCGACAGUCAGUGGAAUAGUAGUAAAUCUGAGUGGCGAUGGCAUUGAUUUAAAUAGUCUUAUUGCAUCUGGAAUUGGAUUGUUUGCUGGACUGUUGUCAGAAGGCGAAGAAAAUCCGGGGUCAGUUAUCGCUAGUUACCUUUUAACUUCAUUGGAUACAAUAACGGGCGGAGGAGCGAAAAAUAAUGGCGCUUUCUUCGGAAAUUUCCUUUCAAAACUAGUGAAAGGCACAAGUGCUGGCGGUGACCCGGAUGCAAACGCUGAAGAAAAUGGAGAAAAGGAUUCCGCGGGAUUUUUAGCUAGUUUACUUAUGUCUUUGUUGGGUGAUAUGUCUAAAUCAAGUUCAGGUGGCAGUUCUCACCCAUGGUGA